UAAUGGUCUAACCGGACCAACUAGAAUACCAAGCUCGGUAAAACCAGCAAAGGUUUCCCCAAAUAUCUCAAACCCUAGAAAGCCACCAACUUUUUUUUUUUCUCCUUUCAAUCUCUGGAGGGCAACCGGAGCCCAAUCCCUGAAAAAUGAAGACAGUCUCCGGUAAGGUACUCUCGUCGAAGCCAGUCUCUCUUAAGAAGGCGACCUCGAUUCUCUCCACAUUCGCAUCAGCCGACAACGGCGCGUCUCCGGCAAUCUGCGCCUACCUCCGACGCGCCCUGGCCUCGUUUAAGGAGCUGAGACAUCAGGAGAAGGAGGUCGGAGCUCGACGUUCCGAGCGGAGGCACGAGAGGCCCAAACAGGAGGUCGUUAGCGAGGUGGAGGCAGUACCAGUGAACCCGACUCGGAGUGCCGAGGUGAGUAAGGCACCGAGUCAAAAACAAAAAAGACAUCGACUGGAUAGUAAUAUUAGCGGAAGUCCCGUUGGCAAGGAUGAUAAACCGAACCAGAGUGUUGUUUCCGGUCCGGAAACGAGUCAUGGGGUUGGAGACAACGUGGGAGAGAAGGGAAAGAGAGAGAAACGGGGGAAGAAUAAGCAGAAGGGUGAGUUUGGUGAAUUCAGGGGUAAUGGAGGUACUGGGAGUAAUUUGAAAAUCGAGGCGGAAGAUGAUCGGGGUCAAGAGACGGGUGAAGGAGAUGAUGGCGUAGUGGGGACGGAGAACCAGAGAAAGAGGGACGGAAAGAAGAAGAAGAAAAAAGAUGGGGAUUAUGUUGAAAAUGUUGAAAAUGAUGGGUUCGAAGAGGCAAAAGGGAAGUUCAGGAAGAAGAAAAUUAUUGAAGAGAUUAAAGAAGAAAUUAAAGAGAUCGGUUUAGAUGAUUCGGAGACGGCGGAGCAGCAGAGUAAUAAAAAGAAGAAGAAGAUUAAAAUUGACGGCGAUAAGUUUGAUAACAAUGGGGUUGGCGCUGAGGACAAAUAUGAUGGAAGUAAAAUGAGAAUUGAAGAGGUAAAGAAGGAGAGCAAGAAGAGGAAGAUUGAGGUUGAAGAGAAAAAGGUGGUGGAUGAUUCAGAGGAGCAGUGGAGUAAGAAGAAGAAGAGGAGGAAAACUGAUUGAAAUAGUUGACUAUAGGCAGUUUAGCUAUAUUGCUGUUGGUGUUGCGUUUGGGAUCUGGUGAAGAUUUUGUUUUUUCUCUUGGUCGAAUUGAGGGUAUUUUUCUUGUAACGCGUAAUUUUUUGAUGCAAUGGUGAGGGAAUGCUGUUUUUUGGUUGCUAUUGAUUGAAAUGUUGUGGUUAGUGUUGUACCUGUUAAAGCAUAAAAAGAUGUUUAUGUCAAGUGUGCAAUUAGAUGGUGGAUGAAAGAAGUGAUCAUUGAAAACAAAGGCAGCAUAUGAGUAUGCUUUUUUUCUGUUAGAAAAUUGCGCUUCACUCCUUUGCUAAUGCUUCUGCCUGUGUCUAUAUUAAUUUUAAUUACCCUAGUGAACUUAGGAAGACACCUUCCCUACAUACUCUGUAGUGGCAGUGAUUCUUCACUUGGUUUAUUGAACUAUAAGUUUCAUUGGAUGCUGAUGUAAUGGGGACUAUGGAAAGAUUUUCAGGUGCAUUUCUUAUGUUAUGACAGCUUUAGUUAUUGUUUGGGCACCUUGGUGACUGUUUGGAACUCAUAUAUUGCUUUUAGGAUGCUGAUGAAAGUGAUGGCUACUGCAUGUAGUUGCUUGACUUGUCUUUUUAUUGUAGAGAACAUUCCCAGUUUGGGGUAAUCGUGUAGUUGGGAUAUUUUGGUUGUUUCUAAUUUGCAGCUUCUGCCUCCAUCCAGUCUUUUCUCAUUCUUAGUGCAUAUUCAUUCUAACUGACCGUUGUGACGUUUUUGUGCUUGGAUAUACCGAUCACGAUGUUUGUUGCAAAACUUUCCAACCACACAUUGUGCUUAAUACACAACAUUAUGCAAAACUACAAGGCUAUGAUGUAGAGAUGAUAUCCAAUGCUCUGCAACAUAAAACUAGUUUGCUGCUGAAUUUGUCAACUCUGUGACUCUUGGUUCAUAAAAACUGAGUGAAAAGGAAAAUAUUACAGAAUCAAGUCUCUUUGUUUUGAGUGAGAAGGAAAAUGGUUACAGAAUUAUAUAUGGCACUUUAAUUAAUCGUUUUUCCUUAUAUCAUAGAUAUAUUUUACAUUUCCUUGGAGUCUUCUCUGCCUUGUUAAAUGAAGUGAUUUCAUUCAAAAAAUACUAAUGAAGAUAUGUGAGCACUGUUGAUCCUCUUUGAAUCAAACCCACUAUACAUACAGGAAGAUUGUGUGCUUGAAUCUGUCAAGUUUUAUUCCAAGGCAGAACACAUAUGAGCAAACUUAACUUUACAUGGGCGUAUUUUACAUCUUAAUUGCAAAGUGUAGUGACUCAUCCUUGACUUCAUGCAUUCCAUGCCUAAACAAAAGAAGAGAGAAAGGAAAAAGUACACGAGUUAUCAAAUGAUGUAGAAUCUGGAGGUAAAGCAUAAUCAAAAAGAAAUAGAGCCCUUUUCAUUGCUUGUCCAUCAAUCAUUAAAGCAUCAUUACUUGGCAAAUGAUAUGCAGGACGUAGAGGACUACAUUGACAAACUCUCAUUUUUAUCUGAAAGCAAAUAUAAUAACAGUAUUCUGUAUAUGAAAAUAUUUAGGUUGUGGUGCUUCUUUUUUCCAGUCUUUUGUCUCAGUUGUCUUGCUUAAUUCUCAGCUGUGAAUGAGUAAGAUUGGCUAGAGAGUUGGAACUGAGUUACUUGGAGGAUGAUCAGGAACUGAAGCGAAGGCAGCCAGGUUACUACUGGUUUUGUUAGUCUGAGGCCUCUUUGGGAAGCAUAGUGAGGGUUGAUGAAUCCAUUUGCUUUGAUCAGUUUCUCUCGGGAGUAAUGGAACCCGAAGGAAUUGCAGAGCACUUUAUGGAUUCAGGACUUCUCUAUUAUGGGCAUACAAAAAAGGCCCCUGAGCUUGGUGCAAGCAUGUGCAAACUGCAAAGAGGCUAGUGAUGCCAUAACUUGAUUGGUGGAAGGAACAUGAGUAAAAUGUUAGCACUUAAACAUGCUGAUCUCCUAUAUCAUUUGCAUUUGUGGGUCGUCGUUUUUGGUCAUCUUGAUAAGACUUGCUUGCUUAAUGACUAGCUGACUGUUGAAGUUAUACAUGAUUUCAUGGCUGUAGUGAUGGGCACAUGCUACUCAGUACUGAUUCGUAUUGAAUUAUGGGGAAAACUGGGUAUUCGUUUUCAGAAUGAAAAAUUCAGUCCAUUUUA
Messenger RNA from Juglans microcarpa x Juglans regia, 3254 nucleotides. Its product is annotated as putative pre-mRNA-splicing factor ATP-dependent RNA helicase DHX16. NCBI's taxonomy places the organism in Eukaryota, Viridiplantae, Streptophyta, Magnoliopsida, Fagales, Juglandaceae. The record is from RefSeq and is a predicted model, not a curated record. The coding region runs from base 147 to 1112 and encodes 321 amino acids. The transcript has 2 exons.